GAAUACGAAUGCAAUAGAGAAUCGUGAAAAUGUCGACCCAUGGAGCUCCCGUUGUGAUGGAAGCAGUCUUGAGUGGACGAAAGACUGGCUGGUUUGCUACUCGUGGUGUGGUGUUGUUGAAUCUUAAUUUGUGUCUUUCAUUGAUUUCCAGCUAUGCUACUGGAUAUGAUGGGUCUAUGAUGAAUGGUUUGCAGUCCCUCGACACGUGGAAAGCAUAUUUCCAUGAUCCUGAUGCUAGUUCUCUGGCUUUGUAUGUAUCACCGUUGAACGCCAUCCAGAAUGUCGGACAAUUGGUGGCUUUGCCAUUUUGUGCAAUUGCUUCCGAUAAAUUCGGUCGACGAGCAACCCUGCUUCUUGGUGCAUUGAUAAUGUUGGUCGGUGUGCUUCUGCAAGGUGCUGCUAAGAACACUGGUAUGUUUGUUGCCGCUCGUGGUAUCCUUGGUAUGGGUCUAGCCUUCAAUAUCACGGCUGCUCCUCUCCUCAUCCUCGAGCUCGCCUUCCCAACUCAACGAGCUCCAUUGGUGAGCAUUUACAACGCUUUAUGGUCUCUCGGAGCAAUAGCCGCAGCCUGGAUCACUUACGGUACUUUCCGUAUGGGCAAUGACUAUGCAUGGCGAAUUCCAUCGUACCUUCAAGGAGUGUCCAGUGUCAUCCAACUAGCUGCUGCGUUCUUCAUCGAAGAAUCUCCACGAUGGCUAGUAGACACAGGCCGCGAGGAGAAAGCAAAGCAGAUCAUAACGAAAUACCACUGCAACGGAGAUUCUGAAGACUAUAUGGUACUGCUCGAACUCGAAGAAAUCAAAGAGGCUCUGCGACUCGAGAAGGAAGCACUUGCUAGCACCUCGUACAUGUCGUUCUUCAAGACCAAGGGAAACCGGCUGCGUUUUUUUAUUAUCCUUGCUGUUGGUUUCUUCUCUCAAUGGUCUGGGAAUGGUCUGAUAUCAUACUAUCUGACGCUUAUUCUCAACUCAAUCGGAUACACGUCGCAAGACACGCAGACACUCAUCAACGGAUUGCUGACCAUUUGGGGUCUUGUAACGACGUUCUUCUUCUCACUCCUUGUGAACAAAUUCGGACGACGAACAAUGUUCUUGGUAUCGACAGCUUCCAUGCUGGUGUGCUUCAUCAUCUGGACUGCACUUGAAUCAACGUACGAGAAGUCUACUGACUUGACUGGACAAGGAUCAGACGGCGUUGCGAAAGGUGUUUUGGCCAUGAUCUUUCUGUACAACCUGUCGUAUGCAAUUGGAUGGGGACCUCUGCAGGUCACCUAUGUCGUGGAAAUCCUUCCAUAUCACCUCCGUGCACGGGGUCUCGUGCUGUACAAUCUCUUCGUCGCGCUUGCUCUAAUCUUCAAUCAAUACGCAAAUCCGGUUGGAGUAACAAACAUUAAAUGGAAAUAUUAUAUUGUGUACGAUGUCUGGCUUUUCGUCGAGCUUGUUGUCGUAUAUUUCCUGUUUGUGGAGACGAGCGGUGCUUCUCUAGAAGAGACUGCUGUGAUCAUUGACGGCGAAGAGAUCCAAGAGAAGUUGGCAGAAGGUGUAGCCCGUGCUACUGAAGGAGAAAAGAAGGUCGUAAUGUCUGAAGAGACGAAGGAGAUGACUGGCAUUUAGACCUACACAUGAGUAUAUG
Mollisia scopiformis is the source of this 1632-nucleotide messenger RNA. RefSeq names its product general substrate transporter. Gene Ontology annotation, biological process: transmembrane transport; carbohydrate transport. Bases 30 to 1613 code for a protein of 527 amino acids. The transcript has 7 exons. NCBI's taxonomy places the organism in Eukaryota, Fungi, Ascomycota, Leotiomycetes, Helotiales, Mollisiaceae. Gene Ontology annotation, molecular function: carbohydrate:proton symporter activity. The record is from RefSeq and is a predicted model, not a curated record. Gene Ontology annotation, cellular component: membrane.